This is a messenger RNA of Bombyx mori (domestic silkworm), 5393 nucleotides long. RefSeq lists its product as uncharacterized. Lineage: Eukaryota; Metazoa; Arthropoda; Insecta; Lepidoptera; Bombycidae. The transcript is spliced from 4 exons. The record is from RefSeq and is a predicted model, not a curated record. Bases 1149 to 1718 code for a protein of 189 amino acids.
GGGAUCAGUUUAAAAGUGCGCUACGUGAUUAAGAUCGCGUGAACUUUGUUAAACUGUUGAUAUUCAACUUACUGAUUAGUAAGAAAAUUGAUGAUGAAAUUCUUGCUAAAAAUUUUAGUUCAAUAGUUAAAUACUCUGUGGUAAAAAAAAAAUUAUAUAAUUUGUGUGGUGAUGCUUAGGAUUCUUUGUUUUUUUUACUGAAACAUCAAUUAGAUUAAAGGUCUUAUAUCCAGUUAAUUGAUUACUUCUGUUCUUAUGGUUUCACGAUUUCUUUUAGUGACGAUUUAUAAAUUAAUGUUAUUUUGAAGAUAUUUCUUCUAAGAGUUACUGGUGAUUUUAAUAAAUGUUAAUUAUGUGGUAAAUACAUUUAAACAUUCUAAUCAUAGAACACCUAACAGUGUUAAAUACUUGUACUGUUUAUAAUUUGGAUCGUUUGGAGCCUCUGGGUCUGCGGAGGGACUUCGGUUCCCUCUGUAUUUUGUACCGCAUGGGGAGUGCUCUGAGGAAUUGUUCGAGAUGAUACCAACGUCUCGUUUUUACCAUCGCACCGCCCGCCACCGGAGUAGAGUUCAUCCAUACUACCUGGAGCCACUGCGGUCAUCCACAGUGCGUUUCCAGAGAUCUUUUUUGCCACGUACCAUCCGGCUAUGGAAUGAGCUCCCCUCCACGGUGUAUCCCGAGCGCUAUGACAUGUCCUUCUUCAAACGAGGCUUGUGGAGAGUAUUAAGCGGUAGGCAGCGGCUUGGCUCUGCCCUUGGGAUUGCUGAAGUCCAUGGGCGACGGUAACCACUCACCAUCAGGUGGGCCGUAUGCUCGUAUGCCUACAAAGGCAAUAAAAAAAUAAAAAAAAACUAUGCGUACGUACGUACAUUAAGAUUCACUAAUAUCAAAGGAUCAUGAUCGUUCUCUAGUUCGACAAUUAGAUAUAAAUGUAGUUGUUGCGCGCCUAGAAAUUUCUCGAAGGUUAUUUCGAUUUAUUAAUCAAUAUUUAUUUAUUUAAAAGUUAGCCGUUGUCCAAAGAAUAUUUAUUAAUUUAUAAUUAAUGCAUUUUCGAUUGUUAGCUGCUCAAAUUAUUUAUUAAAAAGAAUGUAAUAAACGCAAGUAUAUAAAUAUUUAGUAGCAAUCAUUUAAAAAAGAGUUCACGCGAUAUGGAAAUGUUCGAAACGUUUUUAAGUUCUAUACCGAAAAAUCGUUAUGAUUUUGUUAAUGAACUCGAGAUACCGGAAGUCAGCCUGUCACCUUACGUCUGGACUGAGCACGAAGACUGCUUGAGCACGUCUAGCGACAGCCUGCUCAACAGUACUGUCGAUGACUCGGAAUCCGCCCAUCUGAGUCUGGACUCGAGCUUACCAUUGUCCAGAGCUAUGACUGACUCGGAAAUCGACUAUGGAUGGUAUAGACGGUUGAAAAAUAGAAAUACGCGUGAUCCGUGGGAGGAAUUAAGAACAGCUCUGGACGCGUUUCCACCUGACUAUCUGGAUUCAUUAUGCAGUUUUCAAGAACCGUCAUCGUUAACUACAGAAAGUGCUUACGUUCGCGACCGUGACAUUCGGUACGAUGAAGAACUGCGCAUGAAGAUGGAGAGAUUCUUUGAUGAAGAGUGUCGGGUGUUUACACCUGACGAUCCAGGACUUUACGAAUUGCAAGAGGCAUUGGAUGAAAUAGAUUUGCAGAGUCUGGAAUCCGAACUCAACAGCCUCGCUUCGAUCGCAAAGUAAUUUUUAAAUAUGAAAAUUGAAAACCGAUUUACUAUUCAUAUCUCGUAUGCACCACGAUUUAUGGAUUGUUAACUAACGCUCAUAUUUUAUAUCGUCAUUAGCAAAUAACCAAACGCGUUGUGAGUAUGUAGGUACGUACAUAUUUAUCGUUUUGUUUAUUUUGUAACAAACUUUAUCAGACAUGCAUAGCAACAAACCUCAAAUGUCAGUGACAAAAUUAAAAAGAUUCCUCAGUUUUAUCGAAUGCACUUUUGAACUCAUUUUUAUUUUUUAUUUUUUAUUGCUUAGAUGGUUGGACGAGCUCACAGCCCACCUCGUGUUAAGUGGUUACUGGAGCCCAUAGACAUCUAAAACGUAAAUGCGCCACCCACCUCGAGAUAUAAGUUCUAAGAUCUCAGUAUAGUUACAACGGCUACCCCCCCUUCGAACCGAAACGCAUUACUGCUUCACGGCAGAAAUAGGCAGGGUGGUGGUACCUACCCGUGCGGACUCCCAAGCCGUCCUACAGUGAUUACGCAAAUUAUAAUUUUGCGGGUUUGAUUUUUAUCACACGAUGUUAUUCCUUCACCGUGGAAGUCAAUCGUGAACAUUUGUUGAGUACGUAUUUCAUUAGAAAAAUUGGUACCCGCCUGCGGGAUUCGAACACCGGUGCAUCGCUUCAUACGAAUACACCGGACGUCUUAUCCUUUAGGCCACGACGACUUCAAAUUUAUAUUCAAUAUUAAUACCUUUUAAAUUUUUUGUCAUGAUGCUGCCUCUGUUUGACUGACUCAGUGGUGCAGUAGUUAGCGGGCCUGACUGUUGCGAGGAUCGUGGAUUCGAUUCCCACGUCGGCCCAACAUACGCACGAUGUUUCGUUUUCUUGGUCUGGGUGUUUGAUACUGAACUGUCUUAUGACGUUACCGGAGCUUAUCGACAUCACCUAUAUAAAUGACGCCGCACAGUUUGAAAACAUGAGUUCUAUGUCCCAGUUACUGGCAAUACCGUCUUUACCAUAAGGGCACACGGGGCCCGUGCCCAGGGCCCCCAUUCUCAGGGGGCCCCGAAAGACCGACAAUUUCUCUCACACGUUUAUUCUCAAAAUAUUUUUGUCGAGCACAUUACACUUUUUUCACAAAUCAGUAAUACAUAUGAGUCGACUAUUAUCAAAGCCGGCAAUGUGACUUUUGGACAAUUAUUGGUAAAUCAGAAAAACGAAUUAUUGACUUUGUAUUCCAUUGGCAGUCACAAAACUCUUCUGAACGACAUCUUAGAUAAAUAACAGGUUAACUAUUAACCUUUAUUUAAUGCAGGUUUCGAACCGUAUUCUUUGAAGGAGACGAUUAUAUUCAAAUCAAUCUGUAUUGACAUAUCAAUAAAUUUGAAAAUAUCAAUACCUUUGAUAAUAGACGACUCAUAUACUACAAGACAUAUACUAUACCUAUAAUAGAAGAUUUUGCUCAACAGAAAUCCCGAAAGAAACCGUUAUCGAAAUCGUAACCAAAAAACCAGCAGCAUUAUAUUAUCUAAUAUCAUCAAUUCUAAUAUCAUUAAUGACAUAUUUUAUUAUACUGUAUUUGAUUAAGUAUAAUAAAUGGUCAUACUCAGUUUUUUUUUUAAAUUAUAAUUAGCUUUUUUUACUUUCCAAAAGGGUCUCAAAUUCUUGUGCCCAAGGGCCCCGUCCUAGUUUAAAACGUCCCUAGUUACUGGUGGUAGACUUCUUGGGAGUCCGCACGGGUAAGUGCCACCACCCUGCCUAUCUGUCGUGAAGCAGUAAUGCGUUUCGGCUUGAAGGGCGGGGUAGUCGUAACUAUACUGAGACCUUGGAAUUCAUAUCUCAAGUUGGGUGGCAGCAUUUACGUUGUAGAUGUCUAUGGGCUCCAGUAACCACUUAACACCAGGUAGGCUGUGAGCUCAUCCACCCAUCUAAGCAAUAAAUAAAAAGUUUUAAUAAUAAAACGGCUACCUUCCAAGCCGCGUUGUUGCUUCACGGUAGAAAUAGCCACUUUGAGAAGGCGGCACGACAUGAGAACCCUCUUGUCGUGGCCGCUGGAAACUACAUACCCGAUCCUGUAGACCGAAAAAUAAGCAGUCGACGUCGCCCAAAGCACGUCAUUACGGAUCCUCCUGGUCCAUUAACGGUGCUUUUAGGCACCACAAGCACCGGUCACCGUCGUCGUGACCCGUCGAAAGGCUCGACGAGCGAAUUAACCCAUAGACACAGCCCAGAGUUUCUCGUCGGGUCUUCUCAGUGGGUCGCGUUUCCGAUCCGGUGGUAGAUUCUGCGAAGCACUGCUCUUGCUAGGGUCAGUGUUAGCAACACUCCGGUUUGAGCCCCGUGAGCUCACCUACACACGUUAGGGCGAAGCUGAAAUAGCCUCUCAAGGCUAUCGCAUAGGUAGGGAAAAAAAAUAGGUAAAAAUAGGCGGGGUGGUGGUACCUACCCGCGCGGACUCACAAGAGGUCCUACUACCAGUAAAAUACAAGUAACAAUAAAACAAAAUUACAUGUGAAAAAUGCGUUUUAAUGAAAAUGAUUUAAAACAUCACAACAAUUUCACCUCAAUAUUCUUCACUUUGUAUUACAUAAACUACUAUAAAAAACGGAUGUUACAAAAAUAUAAUAUAAUACCGUUCACUGAAAAAAAGAAGAAAAAAAAAUAAAAAUAUUUGGUAUUGCAUGAAAUAUUUUUUAAAUAUUAACAAUGAGAUUCGAAAUAAAAAACUUAAGCAAUAACUAUCCGUGGACAAUGUAAACACAACACUUAAACAGCUUCCCAUUUUAUUAAAUGUUCUCAUCUCUUGGAAUGUUUCUAUCCAACGCUAAACACGCAAUUAAGUAUUUAAAAUAAAGUUAUUUGAUACUUACUGUAUGUGAAAUUAAACCUUAUAUAUUGUAAGAUAAAAAAUUAAUAUCUAAACAAUGGACUUAACGACCAUAGAGAAUGUGAUUUUUUAAUUUUAUUGUACAAAAUCAAAUUGACAUCCAUAGAUAAUGUGUUGUGUUUUUUAUAUUAUUGUACAAAGAGUUGCAGUAUUAUACGACACAGUUCCAAGGAAAUAAUUUUAUGCGAACCAGCAUUUAUAACAAUUGUUAUAAAAUUUAUCGAACACUUUCAUAUGUAUUGUUUAAAUAUUCAGUAAGCAUAUGCUUAAUUAAUAGUAGUAAUAAAGCAUGCGUUAUAAUUACCAAAUAAGAUGCAAUUAUAUCUUGUUUUGAAAAUAUAUUUUUAAGUCUUUUUAUCAAUCCAACAAAGCAAACAUAGCUUUCGUCUGUGUGUGUGUAUUGGGUGAGAUCAGUAUAGAUAACCUAUAAAUCGAUGCCUCCAAUGAACACUACUCUAAGUCAAAAAUUUUAAAUUUUCGGUUUUCACGCAAAUCGCUUCACUAUUUUAAAAGUAUUACAAAUCAUUAUUGAUGGGAUUCGAAGCAAGAGUAAAUCAGCUGGUUACACAAGCAAAAACCAUAAAUAUAUCUGCAAUAAUAAAGAUUUUAUCAGCUUUUUUCGUUUAAACGCUCCUCCUGUAAACCUACGAAUUUGGAGUUAGCGUAGUGUUCAUUGGAGGCAUCGAAAUAUAAUAAUGGUACUUAAUUUAUUUGUGUACAUUCACGCUUAACGACAAGCUUUUCAUUGUCCUUUGCAAAUGUUUUCAAAUGCAUUUUCAAAAUUCGAAAAAUAUAUUUCUCCAGCUUAAAA